Lytechinus pictus (painted urchin) is the source of this 8325-nucleotide messenger RNA. RefSeq names its product centrosome and spindle pole-associated protein 1-like. Lineage: Eukaryota; Metazoa; Echinodermata; Echinoidea; Temnopleuroida; Toxopneustidae. The coding region runs from base 163 to 5637 and encodes 1824 amino acids. The transcript is spliced from 51 exons. Gene Ontology annotation, cellular component: microtubule; spindle pole; centrosome. Gene Ontology annotation, biological process: positive regulation of cytokinesis. The record is from RefSeq and is a predicted model, not a curated record.
GGUUCCACACAAAUAUUUCCUGACGGCGCCGCAACAUCUCAAAUUUUCAAUCUGCUACGGUUUUAGAAAUGCACGAUGCCAAAUAAUUUGGAUGGUGAUAUCGUUAACCGAAGGUGUUUAAGACAGAGAUGUGCAUACUGUACAAUUUAAAGUUGGAUCAGAAUGUCUGCAGAAGAUGAUCUGGAUAACUUUAUACAGGAACAGAAAAGGAAGAUUGCGAGAGAAAGAGAAGAUCUACAACAUUUAAAUGGAAAACAGAUACAAGCAAACGGAUAUCAGAAUGGAGGUAUAAAUCGAGAGAAGAAGCCAUCUCCAAACUCUCCUACCAACCAACGGAGGGGAGAUAAAUCAGGAGAAGUUGGUCUUCCUGUAGGCAACUACAUUACAACUAAAGAGAAGUUACAGAAGGAGAGACAGGAAGAAUACCAGAAAUUCAUCCAAGAGAAAACUAACCGGUCAUCAUCCAAGAGAACAACUGUGGAAGGUGAUGGUAUGUCGCUGCCAAUAGGAGAGAGGCUUUCUGCUCAGGACAGAGCGCGUGUGCAACGGAACAAAGAAUACAAUGAGUUCCUGAAGCAGAAGGGCGGUCCUAACAGAAGGAAGGGUCAGGACCAAGAGCCAGCACUUUCUAAUGGGGUUGGCCAGCAUCAGGCACCCUCGGGUCCUCCCAAUGGCUACAGACCUCAGCAAGCUCCCAAUGGCUACGGCCAGCAUCAGCAGGCCAACGACUCCUACAAUGCACAGAGAAUACAGAGAGAGGCUUCGUCCCAAACCCCCGUACCCAGGGGCUAUGAUGAUUUACCCCCAAGGCCUCCAAGGAAAGGAUGGGGCACUCCACAGCCGAUUGAUUACGACGAUUUGCUGAGGAGAAAAAGAGAGGAGGAAACGAGAUACAGGCGAUACGAUGAUGUUGAUUUCUACCGGCCUCGACUCAAGCCAGCUCACAGUGAUCCCUAUCUGAAUCGAUAUGAUGACGAUGGGAGACGGUCUACCCGCCCGGAGUACUAUGAUGACUAUGAUAGAAGGAGAGUCCGUUUCAGCGAUGAGGUACCUCCUGCUGCUGCCAGGGAAGGACCGCCUUAUUCUGACAGGUCAGCAAGGCCACGACAAAGAGAAAGUCUUGAAGAGCCAAUUCUAUAUGACUGGAGUCAAAGCAAAGGGGGCAGGAGUCGAACAUUUACAGAUGGAGAAAGGCCUAAACCGGCAAUAAAACAACAGGAGGAUCCAGAAAGACAACCACGUGCCAAAUCUGCAUCACUAGCAGAGGACACUGGACUACCCCUCGGGCAGCGUGAUACCGGAAGUGCAACUCGUAGAAAGAAAGAACAAUAUAGGAAAGAGCUUGAACGCCAGAUGGAGGAGGCAAAGGCAGCAAAACAGAGAGAGAAGGCACUGGAUAGAAGCCCUGGAUUCGUUGGGUCUAAUAAGCCACCUGCUGCCCCACAGCAGCAACCUCCUCCUCAGGGGUACACGCCAUCGUUCCAUCAGCAACAGCAGGAGUAUGGCAACAGACCUCAACCUGUAUCAGCUACGCCUUAUCCUGGUCCACAAUAUGGUGUCCAAGAUCUACAGGGACCUGGAUUCAAUGCUGGUUCAAGGGCCUACUCCCAGGUACGACCACCCAGUGAACCUCUCGGCGAUCUAGGGCUCAGAGAAGCUUUGGCCAGAUCUCAACCUGAACGCUUAGAUAGACCAUUUUCACUGAAUUAUCCUCAGCCGUCCACACUAAACCAGCCUAGCACCAACACAGACCCAUAUAUGUAUUAUGGUUUGAGGAAUCCCCUGGAACCAGACCCUAAUCCAACUUAUGGUUCUUUUGGGAAUCCUGGGUCUGCAGGCCAACGAUCUUCUAUAAAACUGGUCAAUCCCUCACAAAAUACUGGAAGGCCAAGUCAGGUCAACCCAGGUCAGGUCAACCAAGAUCGGGUCAGAUUUUCAGAGAAUCAACCAGCAGUAAUUCCAAAUACCGGUUUCAAUCCUAGGCAACAGAACGAGAUGCAGAACACAUUCCAGAGACUUGUAAAGGAAUAUAAAGUCAAUCCAUCAGCAGCUGCUGCAUCAUUUCAAGCCAUACCCCCGACGCAGCAAGACAACCUGCUUCAGUUUCUCCAGGCUUAUUCAUCGUACCUGAAAUACGACUCGGCUUCCAACAUCAGCGAACCACUGUUUGGACUUCAAGCCUUCCGUGAUAGAGUGAAAGCGGAUACCAUUCAAGACAUGGCCUCGGCCUAUGAAAUCUUUAGAGAUUAUCUUGGAAAGACGCAACAGCAAGGAGGCCGAAGCGGACCCAACCAGCUUAACCAGCAGUUGAAUAACCCUGUGGUAUCUAAACAAGCUGCAGCACAGUUUCGUGGAGAAAGUGCUAUCAAGAACUUUGUUGGGGAUAGCAACCUCAGCCCCCGGUCCCAGGCAAACACUUCAAGCUACAGAGAACAACUACUUCUCCAGAUGAAAGAAAAAGAAGCCAAGAAGAACGCAGAUAUCGCAGCACGAGCCGCUUAUGAAGCGAAACAAGAGAAGGAGAUAGAAAUCUAUGACCCUUGGGGGAAAGGAGGGGGUGGAGCUCCGAUGAGAGAUAAGCAAGGCAAGAUUGUUGCUGACCUGAAACAGUUGCAUAAUCGAAAUGAGACUAUUCUGAAUGACCCUAACCGCAAGGAUCUUCAGCUGUAUGCAGGAUCAGCCAAUGCCCCUCCCACUAAUCCAGCUGCAGCUCAAGGCCCUGGUCAGGAGGUAUCCCCACUCCUAGCAGCAGCUGCAUCAGCUGGAGUAGGGUCAGGACCAGCUCCUGGACCUACAUAUGGUAAGAUCAAAGGCUCGAUCACAGGGCCAACUUCAGAUCCAGUAGCAGAUUCUAAUAGGAACGAAUAUCAGGACCAGUUGAGACAACAGGUUGAAGAAAAGAAGAGGAGAGAGUUGGAAGAGAAGGAGAAGAUAAGACUGGAAGAAGAAAAAGAAGAGAGAAGGCUCGCAGCACAGAGAGAGCGCAUCCAGAGGGAAUAUGACGCAGAGUUAGAGAGAAAGAAACAGAAAGAAGAAGUGCAAAGAAAACAGAAGGAGGAUUUGGAGAAACAGCUAGAGGAUAAGAGAAAAGAAUCAGAGGCAAAGAAGAAGGAAGCCAACGAGAAAAGAAGGAGAGAAGCGGAAGAGAAACUCAGACAUAGAGAUAUAAAUCAUAAUGUUAAUAACCUUUCGUUACCAAGAGGAUCAUCCCCACCAAUCCCAGCACUUAGAACCAAGGAACCAGAGUUACAGAGAAUAUCGUCUCCACCCAUCCCAACUCAUCAAAAGAAAGAAGACAGAGAAACGAAGAGGCAACCUCCAGAGCCAGCCAGAAGGAGUACACAGUCCCCACCCGUUCCUACUCUACAAAAGAAAGAGAAAAAGGUUGUUGAUCCAGACUCAAAGGAGAACGGGGAUAGGACUGAUAGGUCUGAAAGGAGAGGCUCUCGCAGACAGUCCCUUGCACCCGAACAGGGUGACGGUGAUCUUCAGAAAACCCCUCGGAAGGGACCAUCACGAAACGAAGAGGGGGAAAGAACGAAACGAUCACGUAGACCUCGUAAAGGACCGCCUCCCGAGGACGAUGUUGAUGAGAAUGAUGAGGGAGAGAUAUCCCCAGAUAAGACCGGUCUGGAGGAAGAAGGAGCGCAAACAAAGAGGUCCCGCAGACCUCGUAAAGAACGCCCUCCUGGCGAUGAUGCUGAUGAUGGGGAAAUUUCCCCAGCUAAAACAGACAGGACAAGACGAUCACGCAGGCCUCGGAAAGAGCCGACACCCAAUGACGAUGAAGAACCGCAGCGAGACGAAGAAACCCCGCGGGAUGAGGAAAGAAUAGAUGGAGUGGAAACAUCGCGGAAACCUCGUAAAAGGCGCCCUCGUCCAAAACAAGGAGAAGAUCCUUCAAGUGAGAAGCCUUCGGAUCUUCGAAGGAAGUCUGUCCAGGAAAGGGCACGGAUCUUCCCACCAAAGGAAAUCCCUCAGGAACAUGCUGAACUUGAUCCACUUGAUAAGUUACGGAACCCCACCACUAUACAUGUACCUGUCAAGUCCAAUCACCCUAGGGUCAUACCCGAUGAGAAUGCUAGACUCAGUCCUAUGGACAAGCUAAGAACACACUAUCCAGAUGAACCACAAAAGCCAGACUCCUUUCUUGAUUCUGGGCUAUUCCCAGAAACUAAGGGCGGCUUUGAAGCCGCUUAUAAAAAGCAACGCUACCUGGUCGACUGGCUCCGGGAAUUAGACCCCGAUCUUGUCGUCUAUGCUGCCGCCCUUGCCGAGAAUGGGUACAAGACGUGGAACACGAUUCGUCGACUGAAGCGAGGCACGCUUCUCGAGCUCUGCCCGGACAUUAAGCACGGUCACAUCGAGGCAAUCCUCCAUGAGGUUAACCGUGGGCAAACUCCCCGUUCUAAGAAGCCUCCGACAAGGCCUCAGGUGAGGUCUCCGGAUAGUUUAUCAGAGCAGGAAUUAGACAUCGCAGACAUUGAAUCAUCUAAAACCAGGCCAGCCCCUAUUAGAAGGAGAGAGAAACAGAGAAGACUCGAAGAUAUCAGUCCUAGGAAUGGGAGAUACUCAGAAAGCCCACCUGGAAACAGCUUUGUUGAUUUCUUGGUCAAUGUCUCUAAAGAAUCUGAAAUGUACAAGAAAGCUCAGCGGUUACAGAAUAAGCUUCAGCGUGAUGGGCAUAUGCAGGAUGAUGCUGACUUUCCGAGCACGUCAGAGAGAAGUUCCUCGCCCCCAGUACCUGCCGUAUCAACCAAGGAACGUGGUGGACCCAAGGAUGAUACCAACGUGAUGGGGGCACUGUCCGCUAUGAGGGUUCAAUUGGCUUACGAACAGCAAAGGGUACAGAGCCAACUAGACAAGCAUAGAGAUUAUGACCCAUACAAUCCGUUGCCAAAGGCAGCUCACGCUCCCCGUAGAGGGAGCCCUCAGGUUGAUGUCUUUGAGUUGGCCAGACACAAGGGGAGUGUAGCCGUUAUGAGAAACGCGACGCAUCAAGCGGCAGAAGACUUUGAUGGGCUGAAAAACAGAAGUGGCUCACGAACGAGACAAAAAGUGAAGGAGAGUUAUCCUCACAAACCCAACUCGGAUGUCACCCUUGAGGCUCAACAGAGGGCGCUGUUGAGAGCACAGCAAGAGAAAUUAGAAGCAAUGCGGAAAGUCUAUCAUGCAUAUUUUCGUUCAGAGGAUAAUAUGAAUAUCAACAAUGAGUAUAAAAGUCCUGAACUUACCGCUCGGCAACCUCAACGAAGAAAGGCAACCACUAAAGAUAUUCCAAGAAUCUCAGAUAUUGGAAGAGGAUCCCCUGCCAUCCCUCUUGACUCGGAUAGCGCUUUCAUCGGUAUAGACAGCGGAGAGGCUCAGAUGCCCAAGACGGCAUCUCGUCCUACACGCAGCAGUGCAGUGCCCUCGCCUGUUGAUAGGCAGCCCAGGAAGACCGGACGAUCAGUGUCUCGCCUGGACAGCGAUGAUCUUGAUAAAAUCAUAGCCAAGAGCCAGGCCAGAAGUGAUGCCAUAGAGACACUACAUGAUCAUGACAGUGAUCCAGAUGAUAUUCUGAAUAAAUUCCUCUCAAAGAAAUCCUAUGACAGUGGAGAGACUCGUUUUGCCGUUCUCCAGCAUGAGAAGUCUUAGUAUCAGCAAUACAAUUCGGCCACCAUCUGGUAAGAGCGAAGACCUGAGCUUGUGGUUAAAGCCUUCUCUUGGACAGACGUGAUAACGAGAUUGAAGAUGAUAUGCUUCUAGAGGGCUUCAGCGAUGUAAAAUCUCCUUAUGUUCUUGUACGUACAUAGGACUGUGCUACAUACAGGUGCAUACUCUCAAUCUGGUAAACUGAUAAACCUGUUACCUACUGAAAGCAGGUGGCAGCUUUUUUAAAGCCUAAUACGGCUUAGUCUAGUCACAACAAACCAACACCCUGAAAACUGUCUUUUGCACAAAGUUCGGAACCUGUACCCAAAAGCAGGAAUUCAAGAGAUGAAUGACAAUUGUGUAGUCUUUGAAUUUGGCUUUCUGAUAGCCAAUUUAAAAUUCAUUAAAAAAAUUGUAGUAAUUUUUUUUUUUUUACUGGAAAUGUCCUUCCUUGAUUCAUAUGGAAUAUGUUGGCUAAAUAUUCAAUGUUAAAUAUUACCCAAAAAUUAUUGUACAGUAUAUAAGAAAAUAAAGAAUCACUGUUUAUUUUCAUACUGUGACUACAUGUAUUUCAUACUAAAUGUAAAUCCAUGUAUGUGUAACUUGAGAGAUCGAUAGCUUGAGAACAAUGCAUAUUUGAGAAUUUGAAAAUUAUGAGCAUGUUAUUCUUUGUCACUGUUUAAGGAUGAAAUUCUAACCUUUAAUCCCUUUUCCAGUAGACGGCACAUUAAAUUUUUCCAGGUCAACUGUAUCAGCUUGAUGUGUGCUUGUGAAUACAAUUUUCAUGGAAAUGCAGCUUCUUUCAUACAUGCUUUGGAUUAAUUUUUGUCAGUCAUCAUGAUCCAUUACACUAUAGAGUUCAUAUAUCAUGUCGGACAGUUGCUCGCUUGUGAUACGUCACAAUAUCAUACCUUCAUUACUCGGUAUCCCUGAGAUAUUCGCUAAUCUGUUUCUUUUAUUAUUACUCCGAUUAAAACCAACUUAAUGCCAGGGUGAAUUUCCGAUUUAUGGUCGUUUGACUUUGAUUUCACAUAUUGGUGCAUGUUUGUUUUGCUCUUUUUGGUUUCAAUUUUCACAUCUCCUUUACUUUUACUUUUUUUUUCUUUUUUUUUACUCUAGAGAAUCUCAAAUACUUGCCCUUUCAUCUCUUUUGAAGAGAUUCCAGGAUGAAUGAUAUUAUUAUUACUUUUCUAAUAUGGUGCCACAAAGCUCGCCGACAAAUUUGUGUAAAUCUCAAACGGGAUAUGGGGCACAAGAAAAAAAUUGCAGAGGAAAGCCAUUACAUGAAUUUUUAAUCAGCAUAUCAACAAUCUUCCCUAAAAAGAAAAUCGACUCAAAAUAUUUUUUUCCAGAGUUGCUCAUCAUACUGUAAUCAUGAUAAUGUUGUGAGUUUGUUCACCAUUGGUCACUUUAGGAGACUUGUAGCAUAUUAUUACUAAAAGAUGAUAAAAACACACUUUUUUAAAGUGUGAUUAUAGAUAUAAGCAUAAAUAAUCCAAUAUGUCUCUUUGUUUGUGAGCACUAUUACUGAGUUCAGUAGAGCUGGGGUUUUGGAUUCUGGAAACCCGGUUUUGAUUCCCACUUGGUGAGCUAGUACAUCUACCCUUUGCUGAGGCCAGUAUUUAUCCUUACUACAAGGUCCCUCAGAGAGGACCUUUAAGCUGUUGAUCCUCAAGUCGCUUGCUUACAAACAUUCAUGCUGUCUUUAGCAAUCAGGUAAAAAAUUACCACCAAUAUGGGAAGUGUUGCUGAGCUUUGCGGCACCAUGUCAGAACAAAGUUUUUAAUCAUGGUCAGUGGUAGAAGUAGUAGUAGUAGUAGUAGUAGUAGAAGUAGUAGUAGCAGCAACUGUAGGAGCUGCAAUAGUAGCAUGAAUAGUAUAUUUAUCUGAUGGUAACUUGCUCCUGAUAUUAUGUGUAAAUAGAAGUAAACAAGUCUGUUUUCAUAUUGUAUGUAUCAUGUCAUAUAGAUGUGCUGGUAUAGAUGAAUAUUAUGUUCAUAUAUUGUAUAAAAUGUAUUAUCAUAGGCUAUUUAUCUUAAAACAUGUAUAUACAUGUAAAUAUGAAUAUAGGAGUCACAGUUCUGUUAUACAAGCUUGUUUAGUGUGUGUACGUGGAAACAUUUAAUGUACAUUAUUUAGACAAUGUAAACAUACAUUACGUGUACAUGUGUACAUCAUUGUGAUCAGUUUGAUGUGUGUGUAUGGGAUAGCAGAUAUUAGGUGAUUUCAGGUUUGGUGUAUUUAUUCAUGUUGGUGUUAGUAGGUGUUGGUGUUGAAAAUUUAACUCAGACUGCCUAAUCCAGUCCUAACACUGAAUAUGGGUGUACAAAAUGAUACCAUGCACAUCAUUAACACCUCAAUACCUCGCUAAGUCCUUCCUAGGUCCAUGCUAACACCAAUAUCAUUUUAAGUCUAGUGCUGUGAAUUGAUUUAAACCUCAGUCUAAUGCUUACAUCUGUCAAUACUGAACUUGAAAUCUCCUAUUGUGCUGUCAGAAACCUUUUAUAUUUGUUUGCUUAAGCAUUCCAAUCACCUUGAAUUUAUUGCCUAAUUAUGUCUUCAUCCUUUAAUUUUCCAUUUCCAUUCUAUUUACAUGUACAUGUAUGUGUGUAUUGAUAUGUAUUUAUUUAGAUAUGCAAAUUCAGUGACUUUAUUUAAUUUUCAGUGAAUAAAAUGCCGAGAUACAUUUUA